Messenger RNA from Spirodela intermedia, 15619 nucleotides. NCBI's taxonomy places the organism in Eukaryota, Viridiplantae, Streptophyta, Magnoliopsida, Alismatales, Araceae. The record is from the annotation of a GenBank genome assembly.
AUGGCGACGGCGAGCUCGAACAGGGGUCACCGGGAACUCGACCUCGACUCAUUUCUCCGAUCCCACGGUACGGGCAGCAGCGACGACGACGGUGGGGACGAAGAAACUGAGGCAAACGGAUUCCACCACCGCACCGUGGAUGAAAUCCUCAAUGACUCCGAUUCGUCCAGCUCCUCCGGAGACGGCGCUUCGCCCUGGAUCAACUCCGGUGCUCGGCCCUCGGUGGACGGAGCAGGCGCCGAUAACCUUGAUGAACCGUCAGGAGAAGGUGACAAUGAAGAAGAACCCCGCCGGACAGCGAUCGGCGUGGACCUAGGAGAAUUCGGCACCGUUUCUGCACUUACGGACUCCAAUGAACUUUCUACUUCUUCGGUAUCUUCGCGGGGAACCCGAGGAGCCUUCUCAUUGUCAUCUUCCAGAUCUCUGCCCCCUCUCUUCGGUGGUCUCUGGUCAAAUCCCAGACCUGGUGCGGCCCUAGCUGCCGCGGUCGCUGCAUCUCGUUCCAUUCCUACGCCUCAUGCGGCUGCCAUCAAGUCCCGUAGAGCUGGUGUCAGUUCUCUUGAGAAAAUCGGUCAGUCUCUGGACCUAACGGACGAUCCUGGCUUUGAGGAAAGUGCCAUUUUGGACAUUCCACUAGGGGAGUAUCCUUCUUCUAGAAACAGUCUGGGAGGAGAACCAUCAGUGGAACCUCACUCGGCGGAUAGGAUUUUUGGUUCAUCUUUACCAUCACCGUCGUCGUCCUCUUCUUCUGCUUCUCCUGACGCCAAAGGUACCGCAAUUUCACCAAGGGUCGAGAACACUUCCCCUGAUGGUAUUUUUAGAGAUGAGGAUAUUAAUGCAGCCGAAGAAAAAUUAGAAACUGCUCUGGAUUUGACGGACUCGGGUUCUGCAUCUUCGACUUCUGUGAUAGGAAAUGAGAUCGUUCAUGAGGAAGCUGUGAAUCCUCCUGAGUCACUUGCAGCUGCCGAAGAAGAGCAGUUUGGUGGGAAUUUACCUUUUCAUGAUAACACCAGCGAUAAGAGCAAUAUAAUUUCUCAAGAUGGAAAUAUGAGUGAUUUUGCCGAAGAGACCAAAAUACUGUUUGAUGCAAAUGACGUUUCGUCGGAGAAGGCAGGUCAACUGGGAUCAAACAAAAGGGCUGCUAGGAAGGCUGAGAAGAAGUUAAGGUCUUCCAUGAAGCCAUUAGAAUGGGCAGAGGAACUGGAGAAGAGGCAGGCAUCGUCAGGGUUGCACUGGGAAGAGGGGGCAGUUGCUCAACCAAUGAGGCUCAAGGGCAUCAGGAGAGAACCACCGGCUGUGGGAUAUUUGCAGACUGACACUGAGAAUGCAGUCACGCGUGCUUUAUCAUCACAGACAUUUGUGCGGGACCAUGGUUCCCCACAAGUGUUGGCAGUGCAUGUGAAUUAUAUUGCAGUUGGCACAUCAAAGGGCCUAGUUCUCAUGAUUCCUAGUAAAUAUUCUUCUCAAUGUGCAGACAAUAUGGAUGCGAAGGUCAUUUUUCAUUUUUUCUGGUUACUUUGUUUAAAUAGUUAAAACGAAAACUGAUUAAAUGUAGCCAGAAAAUAUUUUGUGGCUUAUAUGAUCCUGGCCUUUUUUUUCUAUAUUAAUUGCUACAUUAUAGUCUGCUCGCAUGAGCAUCUUCGACUUACGUUUUAUGUCCUGUACCUUUCUCUUUAAAAUUAAAAAGCUUUAACUUCCGGAAGAUCACUGGCUCAUUGUAUGGGCUUUUCUUUAGAAGGAUAUUACUUCACUUGCCUACACUUUAGCAGUUUCUGUUUUUCAGUUGGCACCGUAGGUUUGCCUGGGGUCUAUCAAGUCUAUUAGAUGCUAUGAUCUUCAUAGUUAAAUCUAGUGUGUGAGAUCAUGGCAUUUGCUGAAUGGUAUAAAGUUUCCAUAUUUGUUGUUUCUGAUUUAGAUAAUCCUUUGGGAGAUAAAGGAGGUUUUAAACAGUAUAUAAUUCUCUUUCUGUUUCCACAUACUUUCUUCAUAAUAUGCUGGUACAUUGCAGAUGUUGGUGCUUGGCUCCCAUGGUGAUAAACCUCAUGUUCCUGUGACAUCUAUGUGCUUCAACCCGCAAGGUGACCUGCUGUUGGUUGGUUAUGCUGAUGGUCAUUUAACGGUGUGGGAUGUUCAAAAGGCAUCAUAUAUGAAAAUUAUUACUGGGGAGCAUUCGGCCCCUGUAGUUCACGCGUUGUUUCUUGGGCAAGAUCUUCAAGUUACACGGCAGUUUAAAGUUGUUACCGGUGAUUCAAAGGGGCUCGUUCUGUUACAUGCCUUUUCUGUGGUUCCUUUGCUAAAUCGUUUCUCUAUAAAGACUCAGGUAUAUUCUCCACAUCUCUUGUCGGGGGGAGGAACAUAUGAUAAUGAUUCUGAUCGUAUUAAGCAUCUCAAGUCCAUAUCGACUAAAAUCUAUCAUUUCAUCCUCAUGCAAUGCUGUUGUGACAGUGUCUCCUCGAUGGUCAAAAAACGGGAACCGUAUUAUCUGCGUGCCCUCUUCUUAUAAAUGAAUUGUAUUUUGGACCAUCGUCUGCUCAAGGCAAUGUGGCAGUUUCCAACAGUAGCCUUGGAAGCAUGGUUGGGGGUGUCGUUGGAGGAGAGGCAGGAUGGAAGCUCUUUAAUGAAGGAAUGUUGGCAGAGGAAGGUGUGGUCAUAUUUGUUACCCACCAAAAUGCUCUGGUGGUAUGUAGCCAUAAAAUGCUUAAUGCUUUUCUCUAGUCAAGGUACUAUCCUAGAUAAGUGAAGUUGCUUUGUUUUCAUGACAGGUGAGGCUUAGUCCAAAUCUAGAAGUAUACGAAAAACUUUCCAGGCCAGAUGGAGCUCGGGAAGGUUCAAUGCCUUACACAGCUUGGAAAAGCUCAACAUACUCACGAGCAACACCUGGUGGUGAGGGUUUCAUGGGUUUUUAAUGUUCUUGAACAGUCUUUCUCCAAAAAUAUGAAACUGUGAUUCUUUGACAGAGCAACUCUCUGCAAAUGCACCCGAUAGAGUUUCGUGGCUGGCCAUAGCAUGGGAUCUGAAGGUUGAAAUAUUCAAAUUGAUUAAGUCAAAGCUGACAAAACAUAGUUCAUGGAACCUUGAUAAUGAGGUGGUGGGUGUUGAAUGGUUGGAUGAUCAGGUGGGUGGAGCUAACCUUUUUUCUCUCCAACAGCAUUUUAAAAACAUUUUUAGUUUUAUGAAAUAAAAAGAAAAUAAUGAGGUUUUAACUAUUUUUUACACUCAGAUGCUGGUCAUUCUUACUUUGAGAGGUUAUCUGGGUUUGUAUAGAAACGAUGGUCACGAGCUUCAUCGAACAAGUUUUGUAGUAGAUGCUACUGGAAGAGAUGAUAUCAUUGCCUACCAUACAUACUUUACUAACAGUUUCGGAAAUCCUGAGAAAGCCUACCACAAUUCUGUUGCUGUGAGAGGAGCCACUGUCUACAUACUCAGUCGGAUGCAUCUCAGUGUUUCACGUCUUCUUCCCUGGAAGGAACGCAUCCAGACACUCCAAAAAGCGGGUGAUUGGAUGGGAGCAUUGGAUCUGGCAAUGAGACUUUAUGAUGGUCAAGCACAUGGUGUUAUCGAUCUUCCAAAGUCAGUUGAUGCCAUACGUGAAACCAUAAUGCCAUUUCUAGUCGAGAUGAUCUUAUCAUACGUAGAUGAAGUGUUUUCAUAUAUUUCAGUAGCAUUUGGUUACCAAAUUGUAAAACUGAAUCAAGAGGAAGAUCGAAAUUUAAGAAACAGUUCUGCUACAGCAGAGGAAGAAGAGCAGUUUGCUUGUGUUGGUGGAGUUGCAGUUGAAUUUUGUGUCCACAUUAGGAGGAUUGAUAUCCUCUUUGAUGACAUCUUCUCUAAAUUUGUUGCUGUCCAGCAUAGAGGUAUACUUGAGUUCUCAACGCUUUUCUUGCCUUUCCCUAUUUUGUAAAUGUGCUUUUAUUUAUAAGCAGGUAUGCAUUUUCCAGUACUUUCAGAAUCUUAGGAAUUCUACUUUGUUUCAAUUCACACAUGCUACAACAUUUAUUUGACAACCAGUCUCAGAUGCUGAUUUUUCAUAUCAUCUAUGUUUAUCUCCCUUUAUUUUUUCAUGUCAGUGAUAUUUUUCCGCUUCCUAGCAGACUAGAAAGCAUUUUUUUAUACUUUUAUUGGACGAUGUGAGAAAUUCAGUGAAAUUUCCAACUAUAUCUUGCAACUAUAUUAAGAUUUUCAUUUUCGUCUGAGGAAUGUGUGAUGAUACACGGAUGAUAAAUGGUUUAGAUUACGAUGUAGACAGUAUAUCUAAUCUAGGUUCACUAUACUUUCGUAAUCCCCAUUAAAAGUUAAAAUUGUUGGUUAUCUCGUGUCAAAUGGUCUAUGUGCUGGCCUAGAGUUACAAUGUGGAUCAUAUCAUGUGGACUGCAACAGAGUUGGCUACGAUUUAAAAGAUAUAUGUGGAAGACAGAGAAUGCCGACAAGGAGCAUUCGUUGGGAUAAGAUGCUCAAGAAGACACAAGCAAUUCAAGGAUCAUGGACAUGAUAUUGAAAUUAAUUUUAAAUAGAAGACAAGUAGUUUGUUUACCUAUGAUACGUACAUAGGUGAUAUUAUUUUAGCUCUUAUUAUGGAAAACCGUUAAAUAUAGAGUUGCCAACAUUGAUUCCAUCGCAUAGGAUUCCAAAUAAGGAAGAUAAACUUUGGUGGACAAGGGGCAGAUUAAAGUGCAUUGUUACAGCACAGAGAUCAUAGGAAACCGAGUCUAAUACUUCAAAUUCUGCUUUUCGUAGAAAAACUGCUUGGGCAAGAGAAUUUUCCACGUUCACAAAGAUUUGACCUUGUUUUAUUUCUGGUGUCAUGUAGCUUGUUGUUCCGUGAGGAAUGGAAUAUCAGUGAGUCUGGGGAGGGCUCGAUUUUUCUUCAUCCUCUGUAAACUUCGACAGUAACGUUAUGCUUUUGAAAUAAGAAUAAAAUAAAUAUUUUUUAGUAAUAUCACAUUUUCCUACUUUAUUUCUUUUUUUCGAAUUUCUAUUCAUAGUAAAGUAUUAUACUGUUUUCUUACUGUUAAAUUCUAUGCUCUAAUCUCCGUGUUUUUUGUAUCUGAGAGAUAAGAGCAUUUGCAGCUUAUGUUUGAAUUUAAAAUAGGGUUCAGCACAGGCUUGUUUUCCACUUACGAGUGCCCUUGGACUUCAAGAUUGAAAGUGAAUGACAGCAUCAAUUUUUAUGGUGUUUUUAAAUUUACGUGAUCGCUGUGUUCACGCCAUAAACUUGGUUUUUUGUUGUUUAUGGUUGUCAAGCGUAAGUUCAAGUUCUAUUUCUUCUCUUUUUCUAGGCACGUUUUUGGAGAUUUUGGAGCCAUAUAUACUUAAGGACAUGCUCGGAUGUUUGCCUCCUGAGGUACUCUUCUACUCCUGCAUUUAUUGUUAUGAUUCUUCUCUUUCGACGUAUGACUUGGACUUUAUCUUGACUCUCAUUCCUUGAUAAUUUCAAAAGAUUAUGCAAGCGCUGGUGGAGUAUUAUAGCAGCAAGGGAUGGUUGCAAAGGGUUGAGCAGUGUGUUCUUCACAUGGAUAUUUCUUCCUUGGAUUUUAACCAGGUAAAUUCUUUGGUAACCUAUGCAGCUUAUUGGUCAGCGCAUUGGUUACCAUUGUGAAGUUAUUAUACAAAUGGCCAAAAAUUUUGUCGAUUCAAUUUCCUGAGUCCAUUUUCUGUUAUCCCAUCUAGUUCGACGACUAACCUUUCUCAUCUGAAACUGUCCGUUUUGUGACUGUGAUAAUCAAUAAAACGAUUGAAGGCAUAGAAAAACUCUAAAAUAUCUACUACAAAUCUUGGACUAACUACUGCAUUUAUUUUCCCUCUAUUAACAACAUUUUUUCUAAGAAAAAUAUUAAAUUCAUGUUAUUCCUUCUUCCGCUUAAUGGCACAGUGGCAAAAUGGGGAUGUUUGAGGGCUGGGCAGGUUGCUUUAAAUAUAAUUCAAUUUAUACUUGCCGAGUUUAGACAAGUCAUAUGUAAAAAAAACCAACGGAAGUUUGCAUUUCAUUCUUCAAAUCACCUGACCGCCUCUUUUCCAUUCCUUUUUUGAAUGAUACUUUUUGCUUCUUCAUGUAGGUUACCAAGUUAUGCCGAGAGCAUGGUUUAUAUAGUGCCCUGAUUUAUCUUUUCAACAGAGGUUUGGAUGAUUACAGGACACCUUUAGAAGAUCUUCUGGUUGUCAUACAAAAUGAUCAGAGAACAGAUGCGACUCUUCAGUAUGUGUCACUCCCAUUUUGCUUCUGGUGACACUAGCAGUUUUUAUAAAUACAAAAAAAAACCUUUUAUUUUCGGUUUACCUAAUUUGAGUUCAGAAUUAAGUUUAUCAAUUUGAAGCAUAACUUGGCCUCUAGGAAUUAAUAAUGGUUUGGUUUCCAAUUUAUUUUCAAGAGCACAAUAAAGAUAUUUGAUGAAAGUGAGAAAUUAACUAAAAAUAUUAUUGCUUGAACAUAUAUGGUACAUUCUUCCACUGUUUAGAUUUUUUAAUGAUUUCAUGAUACCCUCGAAUUAUGUUUGUUCUAAAAACAUGCAUAUGCUCUCUCUUGUAACGUUUAUUGGACGGGCAUAAUCUUCUGUGGAUGAAAAUCAUAUUAUGCUUGGUAAUGUUUAGGUGAACUUACUUGCAUAUUGUACAGAACCGUUUACUGGAUAAUAUGAAUUGACUUCAGAUUGUGCUUUGAGUGUGACAUCAGGGACGUCCUUAGCAUUCAUGGUUUUUUACGUGCGUCAGUGGGCACAAAAGUGUUUCGAGAGAAGUUAUAUUUUUUAAAUACACUAAAAUCUCUGGACAAGGUUGGGAAUAAGGCUUCUCUUUUAUGUACUUCGAAAAAGGUUGGAAAUUAUUUUAUGGAUUUUUUUUAUUAUUAUUAUGAGGCCAACAUAAGCCACCUUAAGAAAAUGAGAAAUCAUAUAUAUAUAUAUAUAUAUAUAUAUAUGUAUAGUUUAAAAGGCAAGGGAUCGUCACAACUGUAACUGAGACAAUCAGCACAUGAACAAAUAACCUAAUGGAAAUGAGGGUCGCAAAACCUAAAUUGUUGAUGUUAUUUAAAUCAUGCUAUGGCACAGUCUGACGCAAAAGAGUAAGCUUGAUUUUAACUAGUUUGUGGUCAGAGGCUUUCCCAGGUCAUUGUAUCGUUCUCUUCAUGGUGAUCAGUAGAAAUGGGCGAUUAAGUUGUCAAAUCAUCCAAGACUAGAGAUUUUCUGUUUCUGUUUCCUUCUUUUCUUUUCUUCCUCCUAUGGCCUGCCAACUCUCCCCAAGUCUGCUCCUUCAGCCUGGUGUCUCUGUGGUUUGUACCUGGUAUUUCUUCUUCCUGCUCUAACUUCCAGAAGCAGGAAUCUGAUUUUGGGUUGCUAGUGUAGCGUAUUGAGGUCAGUAUCAACUGAUCCUCAACUUCAACCCUAUUGUCACUUCCUUUUCUUCUUUUCUUUUAUUUUUUCUUUCCGCUCCAACAUCUGUUGCGUCUACCACUACUGUGUAACCUGUUGUAUUCUUUGCUUGCAGCUAUUUACUAGGCGCUUGAUUAUCAUUCUUGUUCGAUUUAAUCUCAACUGAUUUUCCGUGCAAGCAGACACAAAGGGUGUGCUUAUUUCCUGUUUCUCUCAUUUGACAUCCUAUCUUGAGCUUCUGUAUUAUUCUUAUUUUCAGUUUCGUAGGGUAGAGGGUUUCUACCUCUACACAUGAGCUUCUGUACAUGUGUAAAUACUCAUGUGUUGUGAUUAGCCCCUUGGAUUCAGUUUUUCUCUGCAAGGUCGUGGGUUAGCACACUCAUUUAGAGUGCAUGAUUGGGUGUGUGGUCCAAACUGUAUAUUGAGAACGAGCCUUUGCAACUUCUUCUCAUUGCGUCUAGUUCUGGUUUGUUUUUGGGAUCCUACACCGUGCCAGUCUGAUUGUUGAUUACUUUUGUGCUUAAAUAGUUUAUUUUAAUUCUUAAAAUGACAAUUUAAUUUCCCUAUUGGUUUCAUUGAACAUCUGACCUACAAGCUUUUUUAUCUUUCCUGGAACAGGUAUAGGAUGCUUAUUUAUCUGAAAUAUUGCUUUCUAGGUCUUGCAUUUCCACCAGGUAAACCUUUUAGAUUUUUGUUAUAGUGAAAUCAAAGAACUGUUCUCUUCUCAAUGUCCUCGGUAACCGAUAAAAAUGGAAAGGGAGUAUAGUUAAUUCUAGUACCUGAUGUCACUGCUUUUUCAGUUUUCACUCAUGUCUAUUUUGCUUGCUUCUGACCAGACCGUAGCUGGAAUCUGCCAUUUAGACCAGUUUGAUCUGUUGAAUUGAGGCUGGUACAUAUUUUCAAAUCUUGGUUUUGAGUUCUUUUGUCUUUAACCUCCGUAUUAAAAUCCGUUAUCCGCUGCCACCCACCCAUGGAAUCUGAUCAAACAAGGUUGAUUCUUAUUCAAAUCAUCCAACUCAAAUUGGAGACAGCUGACUUUGUUUCGCAUUGUUGAUGGGGAUCAGAUAUUCCCUCUUGAAAUCAUAUCAGAUGUAGCUGGUCGUGAUGCCUUUGCAUAUUACUGGCGAUAUCAUGAUCUUAUGAUCAUCCAGCAGGAAGAGUUAGGGUCACGGAAUAGCGUAAAAUGUCUCUAGAGCCAACUCAGUCCCAUCCUAGCUAAUAGAGUUGGGGCCACAACAAUAGUGAUGAGGGGGUGAAGGGCACAACUACAUUGAUGAGAAGCAGAUAGGUGCCCUCUGCACACGUAUUUCGAUUCUCCCUAAUAUUUUCCAGUCUUCACAGAGAAAAAUGUUACAGGAUCAGCUGUAGCGAACAAAAGUGUGUACAUAUCGAGAUUUAAGGAACCAUCAAGGCCUUGAUGGGAGUACGCCCAUUAAGGCCUGAAAAAUAUUAGCUGCUUACAUUCAACUUUUUUAAAAUGGGGAACGAGUAAUGCUUUGAUCAGUAGAUGUUAUUUGACAGUUAUGAUACACGAUGAGAUUUUUCUAUUGGUAUUUCUCACUGAAGCAAAAUUUUCAUUUCUUAAUUUUUAAAAUGUGGCACACGGUUGAAGCCUUUUACCCAUGUUUUGUCACCUUUAAGUUAUCGGGUUUGACUUAUUGUUGAAUUUGAUGAAAGUUUGUCAUGGUCUUUUUAGCGUGUUAGGGUUGGCUGUAAUUCCCAUAUUCUUCUGUUGGCUAAAACGUAGGUGAUCCCCUCUCGGAGAGGAUUCGUAAUAUUGGAACUUUUUCUUUCAGGUCAUGGUACACUCCCACCCAGUCGUCUACCAUCAGUCAGGAAGGAACUGCUGGAGUUUCUUUUGGAAGAUUCCACAGCAUUAACAUCGAAAGUUAUUCAAAACUUUAAGUCGUCUUAUGGAGCUUGCCCAUACUUAUGUUACUUACUGUGGUUGGAUACAGAAUCUGCUUUAGAAGUUCUUAGGUGUGCGUUUAUAGAAGAAUCACUUGUAAAGUCGAACAACUCUAUGGAAAAAUGCACUGAAUUUAAUGUGGAGGAUAACGCAGAUGCUCCUAAGAAUGCAGAGGAUAAAAAUACUUUGCUUCAAAAUAUUGUUAACCUCCUAAUUAUCAUCCUAAAUGUGGGAUCCAAUGAGACAAGGUCCUUUCAAGUGGAUGAGAAUGGGAUUAUAGAAAGUUGGCCUUUGAAAAAAGAUGUAGAUCACGUCAUAGAGUUCAUUGCACACUUCAUUGCUUCAAAGCGAGUCACCGUUUCAGGGAAUGUCCUAAAAUAUAUUUUGGAGUAUUUGACAUCAGAUCUACCCCUGUCAGUUGGCCCAAGUCCAAGAAAUGAAGCCUCUCAAAGAGAGAAGCAAGUACUGUCUCUUCUGAAGGUCGUGCCUCAGAUGGACUGGGAUUCAUCUAGUGUGUUGGAUCAAUGUCUAAAGGCACAGUUUUUCCAGGUACCUACUCUCUUGGGUAUUUAUUUUAAUUCUAGUAAAGCGGAAGCAUGGUGAUUUUCAAGAAAUAAAAAAUGAAAUUAUGAUAUUUUUGGAAAAGAGCACAAUUUUCUUGCAGAGGUUAACUAUAUUACCAUUUUGUCCUGACAUUUCAUAAUUUGAACUUAUGUCCAGGCAUGUGGUUUAAUAUACGCAAUCAGAGGGAAUUAUUUAUCGGCCUUGGAUAGCUAUAUGAAGGAUUUUAAUGAGCCUUUCAUUGCGUUCGUUUUUAUCCAUGACAUGAUGUCAAAGUUGAAAAAUUCUGAAUUUUCAACUUUUCGAUUGGGAGUUAAAUCUAGAAUUCCUGAGCUCGUCAAGUUAAGCAGGUAUGUUGGUCUCUUUUUCUUUUUACGUUUUAUUGGCAAUCCUAGGCUACUCGAACAAAGAAAUGUCACAGGUAUUUCAGUAUUCUUCUCAUAUUGAAAAGAGCAUUCUAAGUUAUGCUUGUAUCUGAUGUUUUAUUUUCAGGGAAGACGCAUUUCUUUUGGUUCUAGAUCAUUUCGACAAGGAGAGUCUGAAAAUUUUGUCUGAACUGCAAGGCUAUCCAGAAAGCCUGUUUCUUUUUUUGAAGACAAUUAUUGAUGCUCAUUUGCGUGGCACUCUUAACUUUCCUGUCUCAAGAGAUUCUCAGAGUUCAGAUGCCUCAUUAAAAAGGACCAAGGAAAGCUGCAGUGAACUUCGGGCAUACUUGGACCGAGUAUCAGAUUUUGCCAGGCUUUUACAACAUAACCCAUUCAGCGUCGAUGAUAAAACGGCAGAACUAUAUGUUGAGGUCAGCAUCACUUGAAUCGACUUCAGGAAAAUAGCCAUAGGAUUACAAUUUUUUUUAUCUCUUAUCGCAGCUUAUAAUAUCCACUGUAUUAAAAUCCAAUUAUGAUCAUCUAUCAAUCAAUGAAGUUGACUCUUUGGCUCUCCUUUAUUAUUUUUCCAUUUAUCUCACUCCAUUUUUUGUAUUUGUUCAUUUGAAAACUUCCCAUAGAAUAUAGUUUCUGCAAUAAUUAUUCUUUCUUCUAUAAUCUGAUUGUUUCAUGAUGAGAUAAUACAUUGACAUGCGGAUCACAGUUUACUUCACAGUAACUUGAACAAGGAAACAUAGAAUAUAUUUUAUUAGGAAAAAUCGUGAAAGGUUGAACUCAAAAGUUCCAUACGUUGUACGGGAUUACCUGGAGUAACCUCCCUGUUUAUUUGUGGUAGGAAAUAUCUGAUAUGUCGUCCAAGCAUUUUACCUGCAUGGGCUUUCAUUUUCAGCUGUUAUUCUGCAUUCCACGGGUUGAAUAUAGCUUGUGUCAAUGGGGGUCUCUGCAUAGGCAUUGCAAUGUAAAUGGACGACUAUUAGAAAAAUUGGUUGUCAUUGCUGUUGUUUAUGUAAAGUCUGCAUCGUUCUUUUAGCUUGUGGCUUUAUUAUUUCUAGUUUCAGUUAAAACUUCAGAAAUUUUGAUUGGGGCCAUUUUAACCGUGCAGCUGAUGUGCCAGUACGAGCCUAGUUCAGUUCUCCGAUUUCUGGAGACCUUUGACAAUUAUAGACUUGAACAUUGCCUUCGGUUAUGUCAAGAGUAUGAUGUUAAUGAUGCUGCUGCAUUUUUGCUCGAAAGAGCUGGUGAUGUUGGAGGUGCAUUAGAAUUUCUAAUGAGUGGACUUGAUGGAAAAGUUGCUAUUCUUGCUACCGCUGUUGAAGCUCUUUGUGUGACCAAUUCGGGAAAUCUUAAGCACACAGAGCUGUUAAACACAUGUUUAAACAUGGAUGAGGUAUUUUAUUUAACAUCUCAAAGUUGAAAUGGUUUCUAAUUCUUGUCUUAUGAGAUUCAUCUUAUCGAAGUUGGAUUAUUUACUACACAGGUUUCCUCUGUACGUAAUAUAUUGCAUAUGGCCAUCGGUCUAUGCCAGCGAAAUACGCAGCGUUUGGAUCCCCGAGAAUCUGAAUCACUCUGGUUCCGUGUACUUGACUUGUAAGUUCAGUAGCUUGUGCCAUUCUACCGACUUGGAAUUUUGGUUUUGGAGUGAAUGAAUCGAAUGAUAUAUGAUAGCAAGACUUGUUGACGGGCAACGAUGAAUUACAGAUUCUUUCAUAAUUUUGGGCUAGCAAUUUUUUUGUUUUGCAGAAAAUAUUUAUUGACCUCAAUUCUUUCCUACCAUGAAAACUGUAGUGUUAAGAGGUGUUUUACAUCCUGACUGUUGAUUUCUCCUGCUCAUCAGCUUUCAAUAAAUUUCCUACCAUGAUUUUCCAUCGAUAGCCGUCCUGGAAAUUCUUUUAAUGAAGUUUUGCAUCGUCAAUAUCAGGGGAAACGUUUUAAAAUAUCUGUUGGUUUCGUAGUUUGCACUAUAGGAAGAGAUGGUCCAGAUGGAGGAUCCUUCAAUUCGCAGAAAUUCACAGAUAGUUUGAAUGUUCCAUAUUGAAAGAGCUCUCAUCGAGCGAUCAGCUGAUGGAGAUGAUGGUAUACAAGUCAGCCGGGUGUUUGUUUUUUUUAUUUGUUUGCUCGUGUGGUUAUUUGCUUUGGACUGGUCAUUAUGCUGCCCGUAGUCAGCAUGAGUAAUGCUCGUGGGUAAUGCUCAUGGUAUUCAUCGAAUUACUUUGUUUUUUGUUGGUUUCAGAUUCCUUUAAUACUUAAUCGUUAUGCGCGCUGCAUUUAGGGCCCUUUACAAGUUUGUCUAUGUGGCCACUUUAUUCCUCCUGUUUUAAUUCUCUGUGAACUGCACUGCAGAUAUUGUGAACCAUUGAGGGAUCUGUAUGAUGACAGGGAAAUUUCUCAAGCUGGUCCGUCACUUAUAUCAUCAGAUCCGACGGGCGCAAGAAGAAGAUCCUCGUUUAGACACAGGUUUUCGAAGCUGAGUGGGGUUGUUAGCAUUUUACGAGUUAUAUUUUCCCAUUUUAUCAAAGAGGUUGUUGAGAAAAUGGUCGGUUAUGUUCCCCUUUCAUCAGUCAUGAGCAAAAUACUUGCUGACAAUGGGGCUCAGGAAUUUGGGGACUUUAAGUUGACCCUAUUGGAGUUGCUUGGAACCUAUGGCUAUGAGCGGAGAAUCCUGGUAAUUACUAUCUGCAGCCUUUAAUCCUUUCAGUUCUUACAAAUUUUGUAAAACCUGAUCGAUUGCUAUGUAUCCUUGACACAUCUAGGGUUCUUAUAUUUCCAUCAUCUAUCAAAAUAUUAGGAUAAAAAUUCCUGAAGCAAAGUUGAUUCUAAUUGUCUUUGGUCUUAGUCAUUAUAAUAUGUCCAACCACUUUUCUGGGAUUUUCUGUGGCAACAUCCAGAGCCCAUGUGGUCGUAGUCGAGACUCGGCUAGUAGGAUGUUCCCUACCAAUCGACCAUACACCCUGCCUACAGCUGGUAGCGUAUGAAACUCCAGUGCUUCCCCUCGAGAACAAAACAGGGGAGUUUACAUAGGAGGAAGAACGCCUCACCGGUGAAAUAUUGUCACCACUGUUAGAUGCAAUUUGGCCAUGGGAGAGCAAGGAAACCUUCGCCUACUUUCUGUGUGUUGUUGCAGCAGUGGAAACUUCGUUUCUGAGCUGUGUUGCUCAUAAGUUUUUGGGUUACUAUGAAAAUCGCAACGUUUUUUAUUUUUGUGUGUGGCUGACGUCAUCCAUUUUCUUCCGUUUUCACCUGGAUUUUGUUCUCAUUUCAGGGCACGGCCAAAUCGCUGAUUGAAGAUGAUACGUUUUACACUCUGAACCUGCUCAGGAAAGGGGCAUCCCAUGCUUAUGCCCCUCAAAGCCUUGUAUGCUGCCUGUGUGGCUGCUCCCUCGCCAAGGUCUCCUCUUCGUCCAGCAUCCGAGUAUUCAACUGCGGCCAUGCGACCCAUCUUCAUUGUGAGCCUCAGGAGAAUGGAGCAGUCAACAGGGAUUCCCCUGCUGGAUGCCCAAUCUGUAUGCCCAAGAGGAAGCCAGUUCAUCCCCGAGGUAAAUCCGUUCUAAUGGAGAAUAGGCUGAUAAAGAAUCCACGGUCCAGAACAACAAAAGGGGUGAGCAGUGUCUACCAUCUACACGAACCCGACACAUCAGAGAAGCCCCAUGGAACUCCAUUGUCCAGGGUAAUCAUCUUUCUUUCUUCCCCCUCCCUCUCUCUCUCUCUUCAAAUCCCAGCUAUGGAAGACUAACUGGACCCUGCUAUUGCAGUUUGAAAUCUUGAGUAACCUCCAGGAAUCCCGGAGAUUACUCCAGGCCGACCCUACCCCGCCGUUGAGACUGGCGCCUCCCUCCAUCUACCACGAGAAGGUCCAGAAGGGUGCGAACUUUUUACAGGGAGACACCAGCGGCUCUCUGAAAAACGAUGAGCUAAACAGGAGCAGUCAACCCCGGGACGCCAAGCCCAAGGGCUUCUCGAAGAAGUUCCCCUUGAAGUCAACGAUCUUCGGUGUGUAUACUCCCACUGCGUCGAAAAUAUUGUGGGCUUCUCCGGUCAACCCUCUUCAACUCAUCGUGCAUCCUAUUACUUUUGCAGGCAAAGAAAAGAGUGCCAAUCGGUGAAUGGGAACACUCUGAGAGAGAUCAUCAGGGUUUCAAUCAAGUUGGGCUUAUCGGCAAGCGAGCAUGCUGCCGAGGCGGAGGAUCGUCAGGCCAUACUGUAAGUGGGAUAUUUAUUUCCUUACACCAAUUCGAGCAUCUCCUCUGGAUCAACGAAAGUGCCCGGAUUCUCUAUUUCCCCGCUCCGGCGUCGUACAGGUCUUUCUAUAUGCAGAAAAAAAGGUAGCUAACGCAAAACUAUGGGUGAAUAUUCUCAUCUUGUUCGUCAUGCGUUUCCUGUAUUUAAUGAGUCCUCUUCUCGGCAGCGUUCUGGCUGCCCAGCACCAACCAUGGCACCCAGUUACUUUCAAAAGGUCUCUGCUUUAUAGAACUGGAUCGCGCAAUCUCUUCCUUCAUUUCAUACACCAUCUUAUAGACACCGGAGAACCAUCUGAACGAGGGAUCUUCGCUAGCACAGCAAUGGGACAGAGAGAGAGAGAGAGAGAGAGAGAGAGGAAUAUAUAAGGAAGGGACGGAGGGCCUGGAUCUGCACCUAAGGGGAAGCGAAGCGGCCAUCAUCUAGCAAUCUUGGCGACCCGGCGGGCGACUCCGAAGAUAAGCGCCUUGGUGAGGAGGCCCCGGUCGAGGGUGCAGGCGAGGACCACGGCCCCUCCGACAACGAGGAACUUGGGAAUGCUCCUCCCCUUCUUGGUGGGCUCCUCCAUCUCUGCGGAGCCAUCCCCCGCCUCCAACGAUCUCAAGUAAUUGGCACUGACCCUCGUGUUUAUCUUGGCCAUGGCCGAAGAGGGCGAUGGCGACCUGCCGGCCCGCCCCGCCGCCUGGUACGCCCGCAGGCCAGGCUCGAUCUUCUUGACGCAGCCCCACAUCCCCUGCCGCACGCCCAGUUUGGCGAUCUCCCAGGGGAUCCCCAUGUCCUCGUAGUGGAACAGCAGCACCUCGCACGCCGUCCGCUGCCCGUCCCUUCUCGACUCCGCUGCAUUAGGAUGAGCCAUGCACCACCAGCAUGAGACUUCCGGGUCACCUCAAUCAACUAAUAACAAGAGUUUUCGGUAUACAGGGAGAAUCGGCCGACACCGGCCGGGGGUUCCGAUGUGGGGUUCCAGAGAAGAAGAAAAUGGAGAAGAAAAAAUGACGGACGAGAGUCGAAGAUUGUAGUUUACCUGCGCGAAUGCACCAGCUUGAGUAAUACAGAUCCACGCGCCUGGGUUUGUUUCUUCUGGGUAUUGAUGGGUAAGGUACACCCUGAGACAGCAACGGGCAAAGAGAUUGCAGGCUCCAUCAGGGAAGGAAAUAAGAAGGGAUCGGUGA